Molecule: messenger RNA, 600 nt
Organism: Arachis duranensis
Lineage: Eukaryota; Viridiplantae; Streptophyta; Magnoliopsida; Fabales; Fabaceae
Exons: 2
Coding region: 1-600 (199 amino acids)
Source: RefSeq, a predicted model, not a curated record
AUGACUACCAUGAACGCUGUGGCUGAGGCAGUGCACAAGGCUGCACUAGCAGCGGCUAGGGCUGUUGAUCGUCUUGGAGUGAGAAAUGGGAAUGAGAAUGAGCAUGGAGAAGAUAGUGGAAAUGAUGAAAAUAACUUAGGGCAUCUCGAAAGACCUAUGACCCUUGCGGCUUUUCUGAAGGUUAAACCGCCUAAGUUUAAAGGUACACUCAUUGCAACUGAUGCUGACAACUGGGAUGAAUUUUAUAAGAAGAAUUUUCCGAGGACAGCUCGUGACGCUAAGAAGAUGGAACUUAUGCAACUGAAGAAGGGUAACACAACUGUUGCAGAAUAUGCCCGUAAGUUUGAUGACUUGUGCCGUUUCUCCAAGAUCUACCUAGGGAAUCCUGUUGAUUUUGAAGAAUGGAAGUGUUUGAAGUUCGAAGGGGGCCUUCGUGAGGAUCUGAUGAGUUCAGUAGUUCCGUUGGAGAUACGAAAUUUUGCUGAGCUGGUUAAUAAGUGUAAGUUAGUGGAAGAAUGUGCUAAGAAGUUAAUUGCCUCUAAAGCAAGUCGUCAAGGAUUUCCACCAAGGAACUAUAAUAGUUACAGUUGGCAACCAUGA